Girardinichthys multiradiatus is the source of this 608-nucleotide messenger RNA. RefSeq names its product LSM5 homolog, U6 small nuclear RNA and mRNA degradation associated (gene lsm5). Gene Ontology annotation, cellular component: U4/U6 x U5 tri-snRNP complex; U6 snRNP; Lsm1-7-Pat1 complex. Bases 224 to 499 code for a protein of 91 amino acids. Gene Ontology annotation, molecular function: RNA binding. Lineage: Eukaryota; Metazoa; Chordata; Actinopteri; Cyprinodontiformes; Goodeidae. The record is from RefSeq and is a predicted model, not a curated record. The transcript has 5 exons. Gene Ontology annotation, biological process: mRNA splicing, via spliceosome.
GGCAGGAUCAGUGCCCCGGGAUAGGAUCGUUCAAUUCCAGCAUUUUUACUAAACAAAAAACAGUAGGCGAGAAACCGCUCACUCUCCAGUAUAAAGCCGCCAUGUAUAUUUUAUAGACAAAUUUUACACAAUACUUUAAAUUUGAUUGGUGGGUGUUUGAUUGUUUUUGCCUUGUCCCAAUCUAAAUCUUCUGUCGAUUUGUUUCGACUGCUUUCGAUUCAAGAUGGCGACUACACCAGCGACCAACCCUUCACAGUUGCUCCCACUCGAGCUUGUGGACAAAUGUAUCGGCUCCAGGAUACACAUAGUGAUGAAAACCGAUAAAGAAAUAGUCGGCACACUGCUCGGCUUUGAUGACUUUGUCAACAUGGUGCUGGAGGAUGUCACAGAGUUUGAGAUCACCCCAGAGGGAAGGAGGAUAACCAAACUGGAUCAGAUCCUCCUUAAUGGAAACAACAUCACCAUGCUCAUCCCCGGUGGAGAAGGACCCGAGGUUUAAACAGUCGGCUCUCCUGCAUCGGUUUUGCUCCUGAGUUUGUAAUUUUCUAUCAUUGAUGUCUUUUCUGGGUUUUUGUAUCAGGAAAAUAUUUUCAGUUAAGAUUUUUUAU